Messenger RNA from Salvia miltiorrhiza (redroot sage), 2158 nucleotides. Its product is annotated as aspartyl protease family protein 2-like. Gene Ontology annotation, biological process: proteolysis. The coding region runs from base 356 to 1966 and encodes 536 amino acids. The record is from RefSeq and is a predicted model, not a curated record. Gene Ontology annotation, molecular function: aspartic-type endopeptidase activity. Lineage: Eukaryota; Viridiplantae; Streptophyta; Magnoliopsida; Lamiales; Lamiaceae. The transcript has a single exon.
AAACCGCGUCAAAGGUGGCAUUGGGCAGCUCCAAAAAGUUGCAAUAUUCAAAGUCUCCUCCUUUGAAACAUCCACUCCCCAAAAUUUCUCCUUCACCAUUUUGCCCCUCGUUUUCUUCCCUUUCAUCUUCAAAUUCUUGCUGCAUUUCUCCCAUUUUCAUUUCCUCCAUACAUUUUCUUGAAGAGGGAGUUGGGAGUUUGCACGCCACAGUAAAAAAAAAAAAAUUGAAUCUUGGUGUUUGAAACUCUACCAAGAAAGGAUUUUUAUUUUGGGUUUUUGAUUCUGGGAUUACCCUUCUCGAUUCCUCGUCAAUUUCAAAAAGUUUCUGGUGUUUCUCUAGCUCUAUCUCUCUCUCAUGGUGUCGAAGUGUUUUCAAGCUGUGUUGUGCUUGUGUUUACUCAUCCAUGGCUUUUCAUCAGCUAAUGGAGGUGGGAAUUCUAAUUCCUCCACUUUCACAGCCAUGGAAAUCCCCAGCUUCAAUGCCGCCGCCGCCGCCGAUGAAUCGGAUUGCUCCUUCCCGAAGCCAAAUUCAGACAAAACCUUGCUUCUUGAUGAUGGUGUUGUCAAGGUCGAUGAUUUUAAGGUUAGACCAACCGUUGUACUGAACAUGAAGCACCGCCACGUCGGAGCUAAGCCGGCGGACUGCGUCGCGGAGUCGACGGCGAAGGAUUUGAAUCGAAUUCAGACAUUCCAAACAAGAAUAACCGAGAAGAAGAACCAAAAUUUGCCUUCAAGAAUCAAGAAAAAUGGUGAUCGCCGCCGUUCUCCGCAGUCCGCCGCCGCGCCGGAGGUGAGCUCCGGCGGCGGAGGAGGAGGGAAGCUGGUGGCGACGCUGGAGUCCGGGGUGAGCCUCGGCUCCGGCGAGUACUUCAUGGAUGUGUUCAUUGGCACACCUCCUAAACACUUCUCAUUGAUUCUUGACACCGGCUCUGAUCUCAACUGGAUUCAAUGUGUUCCUUGCUUGGAUUGCUUCGAGCAAAACGGUGCGUUUUACGACCCGAACGAGUCGACUUCGUAUCGGAAUGUGAGCUGCGAUGACCCCCUUUGUAAGCUGGUUUCCUCUCCUGAGCCCCCUCAGGCUUGCAGGGGUGGGAACCAGAGCUGCCCUUACUACUAUUGGUAUGGUGAUAGCUCCAACACGACGGGGGACUUCGCGUUGGAGACGUUCACGGUGAACAUGACGUCGUUUUCCAAGGAUUUGGAGUUUAGGAAGGUGGAGAAUGUGAUGUUUGGGUGUGGGCAUUGGAACAGGGGGUUGUUCCAUGGCGCGGCCGGGUUGCUAGGGUUGGGCCGGGGCCCCUUGUCGUUCGCGUCUCAGCUGCAGUCGUUGUACGGCCACUCGUUCUCGUAUUGCUUGGUCGAUAGGAAUAGCAAUGCUAGUGUGAGUAGCAAGCUCAUCUUUGGUGAGGACGAGGAGUUGUUGAGGCAUCCGGAGUUGAACUUCACCGCGUUGUUGGGCGGGAGGGAGAAUCCGGUCGACACGUUCUACUACGUGGGGAUUAGGUCGAUUGUGGUCGAAGGGGAGGUGUUGGGGAUCCCGGAGGAGACGUGGGGGCUCUCCCCGGACGGGAGUGGUGGCACCAUCAUAGACUCGGGCACGACCCUCAGCUACUUUGCUGAGCCGGCCUAUAGGAUGAUCAAGGAGGCGAUUGUGGAGAGGAUGAGCCGGUACCCGGUCGUGGAGGAUUUCCCGAUCCUUGAUCCGUGUUACAACGUGUCCGGUGUGGAGGAGCCCUACUUGCCCUCGUUUGGCAUCGUGUUCAUGGAUGGAGCCGUGUGGAACUUCCCGCCCGGGAACUACUUCAUUAGGCUCGACCCCGAUGAUAUCGUGUGUCUAGCCAUCCUCGGGACCCCUCGGUCGGGUUUAUCGAUCAUCGGCAACUACCAACAACAGAACUUCCAUAUCUUGUAUGAUACUAAGGAGUCUAGGCUUGGAUUUGCUCCAACUAAGUGUGCUGAGAUGUAGGAGUGUGUGUGUGUGUUGUUUUGUAUAGUUUUAGAGUUGUUUUUGGUGGGAAACUGUAAACAUUAUGGGAUGGAGGGAAUACUAAUGCCUAGAGGUGCCAUGAUGCAAUAAUUUGUCAUGAUGUUUAGGGCUUUUAGAUCAUUCAUAUAUUAUAUAAUAUUGAUUAAUGCAAUUGUUGGUAUUGAUCUUGGA